Molecule: messenger RNA, 960 nt
Organism: Meloidogyne enterolobii
Lineage: Eukaryota; Metazoa; Nematoda; Chromadorea; Rhabditida; Meloidogynidae
Source: the annotation of a GenBank genome assembly
UUCUCCGAGCACAGUUAUAAAUCGUCAGUAACUAGCUGGCUGAUGGCCAUGACCGAGUUUUCCAUUAAUCCUGCCAAAAACAAUUUUAGUUUGAGCUUCUUUUCUUGGAUUCUACAAAGCUUCAUCCUAGGACAAUAAACUCAGAAUAGCCCCACAAAUUUUUUAUAGGUGACUUGACAUUUUUUAUGACUGAGAAUUCUUCCCACACCGAUUCUAACAAAAAUUUCCUAGCCAAUUCGGAUCAACUAUUUUGUUUAUUACAUUCUGAACAAUUAUUUCAUGAUGCCUUAUUGUGUCGUGUAUUUGAUGCAGUUGAAAGUCCUUUUGAUUUGAUACGUUUAAGAAGAGUUUGUAAAAAAGCAGCAGAAUAUGUUAAAAAUAAAAUUUCUUGUGUAACAGAAUUAGAUGUUCGACGUGUCAAAUUCGAAACUUUAUCAGCCACUUCUACAACCUCUUCCUGUUCUCUAUCAAAUUCUUGUAGUGCAGAUAAUAAUUGUACUUCAGCUAUAGUAGAAGGGGAAUUGUGGCAUACACAUCCGAGUGGAUGUAAAGUUUUGGGAAGAAUUACAAAUUUAAUAAUGGAGGAAGAAGACAAAGAAGAAGAAAAAUCUGAUAAAAAGGACCCGAAAUUCCGUUUAGAAAUUUUGGUAGAUGAACAAUGGACAAGCAGGGAAAUUGCUGUUUUGUGUUCUUUAAUUGGAGAAUUUAGAAUUAAUUUGAAUAGAAUUAGUUUGGAUGCUCCUAUUUUUGAAUUGGUAAGGAGGGGAGGGGGGGGGGUGUCUUUGUUGGGGAAUUUGUGCUGGUAGAAAGAAAGGAAGGGGGGGGGGGUUGUUGGGGAAAGUUGUUUUGGGAAGGGAAGGAGGGGGUUUUGGUUGAAAAAAGUUGUGAAGGGUUCGAAUAAAGUUUCUCUUAGAGAACAAAACAAAGUUUUGACUUAUAAAAAAUCUAAGUGUCGAUCAA